CGCUUGCGCAGCGUUUCUGACUUUCCCACUCUGUCCCCCGUACCAUGGCGUCCACGGAAGAGGACGGCUCGGUUGAAGAGAAGGAAAACAACAACAAGAAGAGGACGAAAAGUGCCAUCGCUAUCGCAUGGCUUACAUUUUACAACAUCGCCAUGACGGCCGGGUGGCUGGUUUUGGCUAUGGCAAUGAUGCGCUUCUACAUCCAGAAAGGAACACACAAGGGUCUGUACAAAAGUAUAGCAAGGACACUCAAGUUUUUCCAGACCAUUGCGCUAGUUGAGGUGGUGCAUUGUGCAAUCGGAAUCGUGAGGACCUCUGUAAUUGUGACUGGGGUUCAAGUAUGUUCACGAAUCUUCAUGGUGUGGUUCAUCACCAACAGCAUCAAACAGAUCCAGAACGAAGAAAGUGUAAUCCUCUUCUUGGCCGUUUGGACGUUUACAGAGAUUACCAGAUAUUCCUUCUAUACAUUCAAUCUGCUCAACCACCUGCCAUACUUCAUCAAAUGGGCCAGAUACAACAUGUUUAUCAUCAUGUACCCUCUCGGAGUGGCCGGAGAACUCCUGACCAUUUACACUGCUCUGCCAUAUGUUCGCAAAACCGGGAUGUUGUCCAUGAGGCUCCCCAACAAGUAUAACGUCUCCUUUGACUACUACUACUUCCUCGUUAUCGUCAUGCUCUCCUAUAUCCCAUUGUUCCCACAGCUCUACUUCCACAUGCUCCGUCAGAGGAGAAAGGUGCUUCUUGGGGAGAUCAUAGUAGAGAAGGAUGAGUAGAACCGCCUCACAGUCCAGCAGCUGGCGUUCGUUUUGGGACAGCGAGUCAGCACAGCUCCCCUGCCGCCACAUCCAUUCACCUUUGGUACCGCGCUCCACCGCACUCCACAUGCAACAAAAUGGACCGGGAGAGUCGGACGAAUACUAACAUCGCCGGAAUAGCCAUGUUAUAAUCACGGAAAAAGAAUGAAACAUCACAGUUACCACAAUAACUAUAACUGGACUAAAUACAGUGCUGCAAGAGAAAUCAUAACCCAACAGGAAUAACAGUCAUCAGAAUCGUCACUGAAUCAGUCAUCAGCAAACUCAUCAAUCAACGAGAGGAAUCAUUACAGAACUGGAAUAGUCAUCAUUGUGGAACGAAUGAAUAAAUAUAAUCUCUAGCCCGGAAUCAUUAUCAUCGCAAAACUGGAACGUACUGCUGCCACUGUGUCUUCACUGUCCAGGUUUAGAUAUCUAGAUCCCCAGAAAGAGAACGCACUGAAUCCAUCAGCCAGUGUGGCCACAGCAUACUGCACUGAAACCCUGCAACCUGAUAGCAUAAUACUGCACUGAAACCCUGCAACCUGAUAGCAUAAUACUGCACUGAAACCCUGCAACCUGAUAGCAUAAUACUGCACUGAUUACCUUCUACGCCUGCUAAAAAAAAAAAAAUACUGGAAGGCGCCUGCUGUGCAUUGAGUCAACCACACAGCAGACACAUACUGCACCCACCUUCAGUGCAAGAUAGUAGAAGUUCAAGGGAACCUGGAAAUGGUGAUAUGGAAGGAUGGAGGAGGAGAGAUGAUAGUUGAGUCCCCUGAGCAGUUUUUUUUCUUUCAAUCGGCUAUUUAUUUUUGUAGAAAUUUAUAAGCGUUUUCCACCACAGUGAUUUUAUACGUAAAUAGCGUGUGGCAACAAUGACUAGACAGAAGUUUAAAAAAAAAUAGAAACAAUUAUGCAUAGACGUAUUAUACCUCGACAAUAAACAGACAUUUGCGCAAUAUGCUGCUUCCUUGGUUUAUGUGUGUUGUACUUUAUUUGUAAACAAUGUGAAACAGCAACAUUAGUAGGCUAUUUUGUGCACAGAUCGGAUCAUUUGAAGAAUGACUUAAUUUAUUCACAUAUCACCUGGUUGGCAAUAUUAUAUGGUUUGUAAGGCAGUAAUACACUUGUACUGAAUGUUAUUAGUAUGUUCGGUGUAGCUGAGACUGCUCAAACGUGUUAACUUGUUGUUCUCUCCAUGUUGCUUUAAUGUUUACCAAGAGCUCAGUCAAAUGUAUUUACAAGUGUGCAUCUUAAACAAAGGUUACAACUUUACAGAAAAGCUCUUUGUUUAAAAAAAAAAAGUUCAAACCAACUUAGAAGACAGAAGAUAAGAGAGGAAUGAUUUCUGAGCUCUCACAGUCUUCAGUUAGUCACUGUUUUGUUCUUUAUGCUCAACCAUCUAUGUUCGGGAUCCCAUUGUCCUGGUUGGUAUUGUACUGGUAGUUUUAGUGUUAGAUUCCCUCUACUAAAAAGGUGCUACUGUGUCAGAUCGUUUCAAACUUCUGUGCAGCUGAAGGAGAAACUGGAAUAGGGAUGGAGAUAGGAACGGGAAAACAGAAUGUGAAAUGUUUUGGGGAGAAGAUGUACGACUUGGAAGUGUUUCUCUAAUUAUAUGCACUGUGAUAUCGAGCCCCGUGCUACAGUGUACUGAAUGAAUUGACAUAAUGCUAUGAAUCAGGGUUCGACAAGAAAGAAAGAAACAAUAAAACUCAAUGUCAAAAAUCA
Molecule: messenger RNA, 2525 nt
Organism: Oncorhynchus gorbuscha (pink salmon)
Lineage: Eukaryota; Metazoa; Chordata; Actinopteri; Salmoniformes; Salmonidae
Product: very-long-chain (3R)-3-hydroxyacyl-CoA dehydratase 1-like
Exons: 7
Coding region: 45-773 (242 amino acids)
Biological process (GO): very long-chain fatty acid biosynthetic process; dephosphorylation; sphingolipid biosynthetic process
Cellular component (GO): endoplasmic reticulum membrane
Molecular function (GO): phosphatase activity; 3-hydroxyacyl-CoA dehydratase activity
Source: RefSeq, a predicted model, not a curated record